Hyaloscypha bicolor E is the source of this 1041-nucleotide messenger RNA. RefSeq lists its product as uncharacterized. The coding region runs from base 1 to 1011 and encodes 336 amino acids. The record is from RefSeq and is a predicted model, not a curated record. The transcript is spliced from 4 exons. NCBI's taxonomy places the organism in Eukaryota, Fungi, Ascomycota, Leotiomycetes, Helotiales, Hyaloscyphaceae.
AUGGCCAUGAACAUUCAAUUACCAGAUCCGGAUCCUCUUCAAACUCCAUUACAAGGCUUGUCCCGCCAGUCUCUUGGGCCACUUUGCAAACUAGCAAUUCUCGAUGGAUUCUGGAGCGAAUCGGAUCCCUCGUUUGACCACACGAGCUUGCCAUUGGAUACAUAUUUCGAACAUUUCGAGCAACAAUGUCGUUUGGCUUUACAUAACUGGGAGCGGCAUGAUGUUUCGUCUUUGAAGCUCUCCCACCUCGUCGACUUGGCUCAAAUGAUCCAAGGACACUGUCAAGAGGUCUCGGGGGAAAUCAUUGACCUGACCGUCCGGCUUCUACUUAUGAUUCAAACCGGGGGGUUCCGGCAGGCCCUGACUCCCGGCCAAGUGAGCCUCGUCUGGGCUGACGGUCCAUUGCUCGAAAGCUUGGCAGCGUAUUUCAACCAUCACAUAGUAUUGAAAGACUCUGUAGAGCUGGACAGAACGUUUACUGCAAGAAAUAUUGAACGAAUUGGCGGUAUUCGGAUUGUAUGGACAUCGAAUCUUAUUGAUCACUUGCGGAUGAGGGAUGACCGGAGCGUUGCGCUAUUCCAUCAUGCUGCUUAUCUCCACUAUCAAAAGGACUGUUGCGAUAUCUAUCCAGAAGGUCUAAUACAAGAAACGAUUAAUACGCUCAGCCUCCUCCUUCCAAUCGACAAGCGAGAUACGAAGAACUGGUUUCUCAAAAAACAAAUGGAACUACAUCUUGACAAUGAAGCAGCCCGUUGUCGACCACUGACGGCAGACGAGCGGAAAAUUGACAAAUUCAAGUUUUGGCGAGGCCGACUCGUGAUCUUGAAGCAGGCCUUCGACGACGCAAAACCGAGAACCUUCAGGCAAGCAUGGCUGGAUCGACGUAACCCUACACAGUGGUACAACUUUUGGAUUGCAGGGCUUUUCCUUAUUGGUUUCACAAUCUUACUUGGCAUCAUUCAGUGCAUAGAAGGGGCGUUGCAAGUUUACAAGGCGUAUCAACCAACUUAAAAAUUGCAUUCCCUAUUCCAAAGCCUUGCC